GGAAGACAUCACAAGGAGGAUUCUCCACUUCUUAAGAUACCUGGACCUAGGCAUAAUGAAACGAUGUCUUGUAGGAUGGCGAGAUGGAACUCUUGGUUUUAAAGCUAAAAUGUGUGCCAGUGAUAUAGCAAAACUGACAAAUGCGAUAUUAAGAACAAAACUACCAUCGGAGAUACACCGUUCCUUGCGAGGCAUGGACUGCUUAGCGUUUUGGAAAGGUUCGGAAUGGAGGGCCUUUUUGAACUAUGUAGGCAUUGUUGUAUUGAAAGAUUAUCUUAGCAGCCAUGUCUAUAACCACUUCUUGGUACUUUUCGUUGCCGUAACCAUAUGCUCAUGUAGCAUUUAUACGGAAUAUUUAUCACUCGCUCAACACAUGUUCGAGUGUUACAUCAUAGAGUUUAAAAAUAUUUAUGGUGCAGAAUGUGUUACUAGCAAUGUUCAUAACUUGGAGCACAUCGUUGGCGAUGUAAUACGAUUUGGACCACUACCAUCUAUAUCGUCAUAUCCUUUCGAAAACGCGUUAUUCCAAAUUAAGAGGCAGCUGCGACAUGGACAAAACAGUUUGGAACAAGUUGCUAAUCGAAUCACCGAAAAGAGCAGUUUACCUCUAAAGAUACAACAUGCUGAAUAUCCAGCGAUCAAGAGGAUAGGCAAUAUUGUUCAGUGUUAUAUUAAAAGUGAUUUUUUUCUUAGCACAAACUUUAAAAAUUCUUGGUUCUUGACAAAAACAAAAGAAAUAGCUCGAAUGACAUCGGCAUGCAUGGAUGAAAAUAGAAAAAUUAUAAUAACGGCUAGACUGGUUCAAAAACCAGAAUUAUUUUUUCCUAAACCUAUACGUUCAUCAUACUUGCAUAUAUAUAAAGUAAAUAAAUUGUAUUUUAAUUCUGAAAACUCCUAUAAACUCGACGAUGUAUUUUGUAAACUAGUAGCUAUUAGAUACAAAGGUAACGAGUUUGAGUUCACUCCACUUCAACAUACUUUACCCAAGGUAAAAUGA
This is a messenger RNA of Wyeomyia smithii (pitcher-plant mosquito), 997 nucleotides long. RefSeq lists its product as uncharacterized. The coding region runs from base 56 to 997 and encodes 313 amino acids. The transcript has 2 exons. The record is from RefSeq and is a predicted model, not a curated record. NCBI's taxonomy places the organism in Eukaryota, Metazoa, Arthropoda, Insecta, Diptera, Culicidae.